Messenger RNA from Pantherophis guttatus, 1342 nucleotides. RefSeq names its product CCAAT enhancer binding protein epsilon (gene CEBPE). Gene Ontology annotation, biological process: DNA-templated transcription; myeloid cell differentiation; regulation of transcription by RNA polymerase II. NCBI's taxonomy places the organism in Eukaryota, Metazoa, Chordata, Lepidosauria, Squamata, Colubridae. The record is from RefSeq and is a predicted model, not a curated record. Gene Ontology annotation, molecular function: DNA-binding transcription factor activity, RNA polymerase II-specific; RNA polymerase II cis-regulatory region sequence-specific DNA binding.
CGGAAGCCAGCCGGGCCUCUUAGCCCCGGAAAAGCAGCAAUAACAGCGAAGGAUACUUCUUAGGAUGUUCUUUGUGUGACGGGUUGGGAGGAGAAGAACUUCCAGAGUGGACCAGGUUGAGAAGAAGACAUUGUUGGGUGAAUUGGUCUUUUUUUUUUUUUUUUUGGUUUUUUUUUAUUUUUUACGAGCAGGGCUGGGGUGCAGCGUAGAAAGAGGAAGGAAGGGGCAGGCAAGCAGAGGAACAGGGUAGAGAGAGAGAAAAAAAAGAGGGAACCAAGGCGAGAUAGGUAGAUCAAAAGGAAUAGAGGAAUUCAGCAGAGACAGGGAGAAGAAGACACCCCCCACCCCAAAAAAAACCCCGCUUGGACAUCUUGGAGAAUUGGCGACCACCAAGGUGAGGACAAAGACGAGACAAUCCCGCUUGCCGAAGUCCAGAAGAAAACCAGAAGGAGACCCAUCCGGGAGAAGAGAGAGAAAUAACGACGUCCCACGAAGGAGGCAGCUAGACUUCGGAAGAGGAGAAGACCUUCAGAGAUAAGGUGCCCGUAAAGACGUGGGUUGGAGCCUUCCGAAGGUCAGGGAGAAAGAGGAACUGGCGUUGGGUCUUCUACCAUGUCCCAAGGAGGCUACUUUGAGGGCGAGAGGCACUACCAAGCUCUAGAAAUGGCUCCUGCGAGGUCCACUGGAAGCGACUUGGCCCCUUUGUGCGAAUCGGAGUUGGCCUCCUACAUCGGGGACGAACAGUUGCUGUCGGAGUUGCUGCAAGGCAACCAGCAGAGGCUGCCCAAGGGAACCCCCUUCCCAAACUACUUCCCCACCGACCCGUACCCCUUCCUCUCUUUCGGAGGGGAACGCAAAGGCCUGGCCCCCUUUGAUCCGCGAUCAGUUGCUGUCAAGGAAGAACCUCGAGGUGGAGAGGCAGGACGAGGGGCCGCACGCCACCCGUACGCCGCCAUGCACUUGCCAGCUGCCCACUGUGCCCAGGUGACCCUCACCCAACCGGGACCGCGGACUGGACAAGCUUUGAGAGUGCUCAAGGGUCCGGCCUGCAGCCCGUCUCCUCCUUGCGGCAACCCCAAGGGAAAGAAAUCGGUGAACAAGGACAGCCUGGAGUACCGCCUGCGCCGCGAACGCAACAACAUUGCGGUCCGUAAGAGCCGCGACAAGGCCAAGAGGCGGGUGAUGGAGACGCAGCAGCGCAUGGUGGAACUCCUGGGGGAGAACGAGCGGCUGCGCACCCGGGUGGAACAACUGAUGCAGGAAACCGAGACCCUUCGGGAUAUUUUCCGUCAAGUGCCGGAAGCCGCCGGCUUGAUCAAGGGUCUCGGGGGUUGCAGCUGAA